GCGGGGACGGAGCUGCGGCCGCGGGCGUCUGUCUGCAGCCCUCGCCGGGCCCGGGGCUGGGUUCGAGCUUUGGCGAGGCGGCAGCCCCGCGUACACCAAAGAGGAGGCGGCUGAGGUGGCCGUGGCGGCAGCGGCGGCCCCAGCCAUGCUGUGCUAUGUGACGAGGCCGGACGCGGUGCUGAUGGAGGUGGAGGUGGAGGCGAAAGCCAACGGCGAGGACUGCCUCAAUCAGGUGUGCAGGCGACUGGGAAUCAUAGAAGUUGACUAUUUUGGACUGCAGUUUACCGGUAGCAAAGGUGAAAGUUUAUGGCUAAACCUGAGAAACCGGAUCUCCCAGCAGAUGGACGGGCUUGCCCCUUACCGGCUUAAACUCAGAGUCAAGUUCUUCGUGGAGCCUCAUCUCAUCUUACAGGAGCAGACGAGGCAUAUCUUUUUCUUGCACAUCAAGGAGGCCCUCCUGGCAGGCCACCUGCCCUGUUCCCCAGAGCAGGCAGUGGAGCUCUGUGCCCUCCUGGCUCAGACCAAGUUCGGGGACUACAACCAGAACACCGCCAAGUACAACUAUGAGGAGCUGUGUGCGAAGGAGCUCUCCAGCGCCACCUUGAACAGCAUCGUGGCAAAGCAUAAGGAGCUGGAGGGAACCAGCCAAGCCUCAGCGGAAUACCAGGUCCUGCAGAUCGUGUCCGCGAUGGAGAACUAUGGCAUCGAGUGGCAUUCGGUGAGGGACAGCGAAGGGCAGAAGCUCCUCAUUGGGGUUGGACCUGAGGGCAUCUCAAUCUGUAAGGAAGACUUCAGCCCAAUUAACAGGAUAGCUUAUCCUGUGGUGCAGAUGGCCACACAGUCAGGAAAGAAUGUGUACCUGACGGUCACCAAGGAGUCCGGGAACAGCAUCGUGCUCCUGUUCAAGAUGAUCAGCACCAGGGCAGCCAGCGGGCUCUACCGCGCCAUCACAGAGACACAUGCUUUCUACAGGUGUGACACAGUGACCAGCGCUGUCAUGAUGCAGUAUAGUCGCGACUUAAAGGGGCACUUGGCAUCCCUAUUUCUGAAUGAAAACAUUAACCUCGGCAAGAAGUACGUUUUCGAUAUCAGAAGAACCUCCAAGGAGGUGUACGACCACGCCCGGAGGGCUCUGUACAACGCGGGCGUCGUGGACCUCGUGUCGCGGGGCGACCAGAGCCCUCCUGGCUCACCGCUGAAGUCCUCCGAGAGCAGCAUGAACUGCAGCAGCUGCGAGGGCCUGAGCUGCCAGCAGACCAGGGCGCUGCAGGAGAAGCUGCGCAAGCUGAAGGAGGCCAUGCUGUGCAUGGUGUGCUGUGAGGAGGAGAUCAACUCCACCUUCUGUCCCUGCGGCCACACUGUGUGCUGUGAGAGCUGCGCCGCCCAGCUGCAGUCCUGUCCGGUGUGCAGGUCGCGUGUGGAGCACGUCCAGCACGUCUAUCUGCCGACCCACACCAGUCUCCUCAAUCUCACUGUCAUCUAACCUGCCCCCGUGCGUCAGACUUGCCGUGCUUCCAUGCACUUCACCGCCACAGGCUCCGAGAAGGAUUGAUGGUGGAGAAAAUCUCACUCCAGUACCCAUCUGCCAUGCGACGUUUACAAAACAACAACAACAACAAAAGAAAGAAAAACAAGACUACAGCUACUCAUCACUGCAAAAACCCAUCCAUGCACAGAACCAACAACCCCAGUGGCGGAGACUGGAAAGAGCCCUGGAACAUGGAUGCAUUCCUUGGACUUUGCUUUCUUGAGGAUCAAGUAAAGGAAUAGGUAAAAUCUUCUGUAAUGGCAAUUAAGUGGCAAUGUAGCAAAAAAAAAAAAAAAAAAGCAAGAAAAGAAAAAAGGGGAGGGGGUACUUUUUAGGAAAUGAUGGUAUAAGUCUCCUUAAUGUAUCCCAAGGUAAGUUUCAUACCUACAGCAGAUUUUGUAAGAAUGAGUUUUACGAAUUUACUUGGUUCUUUUUGUAUGCUCAUGGAGCUCCAGACAUUUUUAAUAGGAAACUUUUUCUUAAAUAGUCGUCGUUUUAAUGUCAUUUCUGUUUUUAUAACUCGUUCAAGAAUGCUUGGAAGGCAAACAGAUUUCAGAAUCAAUUUUGUGACUUAAGCUGAACGAAACUGUUGUUGAAUUCAACCAACCAGUCUGGCUAGGAGAAAGCAGAUAAUUCCUUGGACGGCUUCCUGCUCUCUCUCCCAUCCCCCAGCCCAUUCUUUUGAUUAUCAAGUGCUACCAGUUUGGGUAUCCGAUUUCCAUGGAGUAGUCAUGCACUCCUUGGCUUCCUGAGUUGAUGGAAUGUAUUAUUUUAACAUGGAAAUGGGAGAGUGUUUCCCUUGGAAGGGAGAGCCUGGCUCACUGAGCGUGCAGCCUUGUGCUGUACAAAUAAACGAGGGCUGUUCUGAAUUCUCCCAAGCACUCAACUCCAGCUUCACCCAUUGGUGUCGCUUCGCUUGAACCGUCAAGCCUUAUCGCAGGUGUCUACAUAAGUGUAUCCUUUUUAUUUUUAUUUUUAUUUUACAUUUCCUGUAGUAUUAACUCUUGGUUGUCCUUCUCUCUGUUUUGGAGGGGUUUUGCCUCUCUUGGUCUCUUUAUUCCUAAGUUCAUUUUCCAUUCUCAUUUGGGCAUUUUGGAAGCUGGUCAGCUGGCAGGGUUUUCUCGGCUAGCAGAGACCCUGAUGACCUUAUCGGGUGCAAUACUAGCUGUGUUAAAGCUAGAAUCUACACUGUCACUUUACUGAGACGUCUGAGUAUACUUUUCAUAUUGCCUUAAUGUAGCAGUACUGUGUUUAUGCAUUUGUUUCUUUGCACAGACAUUUUGUCAGAUAUUAAAACUCUACUUUUUUAUGGCACAUAUUAGCAUAUAAGCCUUUAUUCCAAGAGGUAUUUAUUUUUUCACUUGUAAAAAUAUGAUGUUUCCACAUAAAGAACUCUGUUAUAUCCUAGAGGACUUCUGUCUUUUAUAUUCAAAAUAAUAAAGACUUUAAAGCAAACAUCA
Messenger RNA from Lepus europaeus (European hare), 2988 nucleotides. It is a transcript of the gene MYLIP, whose product is annotated as myosin regulatory light chain interacting protein. Lineage: Eukaryota; Metazoa; Chordata; Mammalia; Lagomorpha; Leporidae. The coding region runs from base 146 to 1483 and encodes 445 amino acids. Gene Ontology annotation, cellular component: cytoskeleton. The record is from RefSeq and is a predicted model, not a curated record. Gene Ontology annotation, molecular function: ubiquitin-protein transferase activity; cytoskeletal protein binding. Gene Ontology annotation, biological process: ubiquitin-dependent protein catabolic process. The transcript is spliced from 7 exons.